AUGAAUAACAACGCUGCGUCGCCGUACGGGCUUCAGGUGCCUGUAUCGUCCGCCUCGCCUAGCGGAUCAAAUAACACCACAACAGGCAGACCGCCGCUAUGGACGCCAUCAUCGCGACGCAAAGUCUCUCGUCUCUAUCUUUACACCACGCUGCCUCUGGAGAAGAUCAUGGCUGUCGUGCACGCCAAAUCUCCAGAUACUCCAGCACCUGGGAAAGAUUCAGCCCACAAGACACUCAAUGCCAUGCUCAACAAGCAACCGCGAUGGCUUCACCCGAAAACAGAAGAUGACAUGGUUCGACGAUUAGAAGAACUGUCUCUGUCUCCUACACGAACCAGUUCAACGAAUAAUUCUAUUGCCUCUCCUCCAUUGGGUGCGGGGCCAAUUCCUGCUCUCAAUGCUAUUCCAACGCCGCAUCUUAUGCGACAUACCGACACUCGAGUUUCGCUCGAAGUGCCGCCCUUUAACCAAUACCCUCAACCUCAGCAACCCGCCGUGAACAGAUCAGCUGCCCAUAGACAGAUGGAACAGCGCCAAGAAGAGAAUAGCACAUUUCGAAACUUUUUACAACGACCAACAUUCAUGACUACUUCAACAGACUGCACCACUGGGACUCUACAUCGCUUACUACAUGAAUAUCCUCACCCAUAUGUCAAGACUGUAAAGCGACUUAUCAAACGAUACACAGCACCUCUCAACCGCCGAGGAUCCAGUCUCUCGCCAAUCUCAGACGAGGAACCAAGCGUGGCCUCGUGGCUCAAUGAUCGCGAUGCACCAGGUUGGCUACCUAACAGACCUCACUAUCUACCCGGUGACUUUCUAUGUGUCGACGAACUUGCCCAAGGACAUAUUUGUUUCCCGGAGAUCGAAGAGCACAUGAAGCUGUCAUGCUUCUGCCGCCCUGUGGAAGAGAUUGUGGAACCAGCCUGGAUAACAGCACAAGGCUUUUCGCAUGCCGGCGAUAAUGCGCUAUCGUUCGCUUUGGGGAGUGGCUUGUUUGAACAGCGCGAUCAAUUUGGUCACACACUCCUCCAUCUUAUGGCGGCACGAUUCAUGCGGGACCAUCUUUUCCAGACCAUCUUGUCAGACCAAGACAUCCAUAUUCUCAACGCACAGAAUACAGCUGGCCAAACGCUCCUGCACGUAUUGCACACCUCCUGGUUCCAACCUCAUAAUCAGUUUCUCUUGCAACAAUUACUAGAUGUUCUGGCUCAGAAGGGAUUCGAUUUCAGUGCUUGCGAUCAUUACGGAAGAUCAUUUUCACAUAUCCUUCUUCUCAAGGACGCCUCAGUCGAACUACGAAACCAUCUGCUUCAGCUAUGCAAAGCUACAGACUAUCAGAAAAGGGACGCUUUCAAUGUAACACCUGAAUAUGCAGUCAUCCCCGAACCUUCAUUCGGCAUCAACAGGGCGUACACACAAGCCAUGGACCUCGAUCCGCCUGCCCCGAUGUCUCAACAAGAUAGCAGCGCAGAUCCAUAUCAUAUACAUGAUAUCAGCCAGGAGACAAGUCUUCUGAGAUCCAUCAGCGAGGCCGAGAACAACCCCCGAUUCGAAGAUUCAGAGGGACGCAAUGGAUUACACUGUCUUGCAGCAGCCACGUUGAGCACUUCAACCAUCACGCAAAAGUACUACCUUGACGAGAACGGAGAGCCAACCGACCGCAAACGAAGAAGGGAUAAGAUCACGAAAGAUUCGGACUCAAGCACCUACCGAUUGAAACUCCGCUUUUUGCUCCUAGAAAGGCUCCUCGGGGCAGGCGUCGACCCAAACCACUACAAUGUCCACGGCAACACGCCCCUCAUGGCUUUCGCCGCCCAACUCCCUGAAGACGACGAUUACAGACUCGGCCCCGAGAUCAUUGAAGCGCUCGUCAACUCCGGAGCACAAGUCAACGCACGCAACAGAGCAGGCGAGACAGCGCUACACAUCGCAGUCCGCUGCGGCCACAAACUCGCCGCCAAACAACUCGUCGAGAGCGGCGCCAGUGUCUAUGCGCGUGAUGCGGCAGGUAGAAGCGUGCUGGAAGUGGCGGACGUUAAGAUGGAGAGUCUCAGGGGACAGGAUGCUGCGGAGUACGCGCACCUUGAGGCUUGUCGGGCGUGGUUGAGUGGGACUUCGGGACAUGCGGUUCAGAAGCCGACGGUGUUGCAGGAGUGGGGGGCUACUUUAAACGACGACUGA
Fusarium sp. VM40 is the source of this 2184-nucleotide messenger RNA. The record is from the annotation of a GenBank genome assembly. Lineage: Eukaryota; Fungi; Ascomycota; Sordariomycetes; Hypocreales; Nectriaceae.